Messenger RNA from Toxorhynchites rutilus septentrionalis, 11387 nucleotides. It is a transcript of the gene Egfr, whose product is annotated as epidermal growth factor receptor. Gene Ontology annotation, biological process: positive regulation of kinase activity; positive regulation of cell population proliferation; cell surface receptor protein tyrosine kinase signaling pathway. Gene Ontology annotation, molecular function: transmembrane receptor protein tyrosine kinase activity; ATP binding. Lineage: Eukaryota; Metazoa; Arthropoda; Insecta; Diptera; Culicidae. The transcript has 9 exons. Bases 1638 to 5891 code for a protein of 1417 amino acids. Gene Ontology annotation, cellular component: signaling receptor complex; basal plasma membrane. The record is from RefSeq and is a predicted model, not a curated record.
GGCUUUUGAGCUGGAGUGGUUUAGUUUUUCUGUGUGCUCAGUUCGUUUGAGUUGCUUUUUUACUACUUGCCGAAGCCUAAUAGUUCCGGAGGUUUCGGAGGUUCGCGCAUUGAAGUUUUUCGUUUUUCGUUGACUACUUCUGGUGUUUGGAUGUGUUUGUGUAGUGAGAAUGAAUAGAGAGUGCGGCUAGCUGUGUAACACCCAACAAAAGCAAAAGGCAAAGCCAAGAAAAGAAGAAGAGAAGAUCGUACUUACCUGUUCUUUCCCAUUGAUCUCCACGUUCGUCGGGGCCAACGAUCAAGACCCGCGAGGCUGCUGCUGCUGGGUUUCAACCUUUGAGGUGUGCGUGGUGUGAUUCGGCCUCUUCUUGUUGGAUGGAGAGUUGUAUUUCGUUUUGUUGUUCGAUUUCCGUCGACACAUGCAAUUAUUUAACUUGCCGAGCGCCUAUGAUGUGGUGGAAUGAGCUAAGUGAAUGAAAAAAGGAUUGCAUUAGAAGAUCGGUUGGGAUUGAUUGGUUCUAAGCUAAGAAAAAAAAAAUUACCGGCUGUGUGCCGAAUCGAAUGACAUCAUGUGCAACAGGGUGGUUUUCUGUGGUGGCUCCCAGAGAACGGCAAGAUUGGUACGCAACAGAUUAGCCAAACUUUGAGCGCAAUACCGAGAAGGAAAACAAACGGACCGCUCCAAGGGGGUGAUAAAUCAACAAGUGGGUCGCAUACGGGACCAAAGAACGUGUGCUAAAAGCGAAGCCACAAAAAAACUCCAGGCAUUGAUUUGAAUGGAGUGUGAAGCGAAAACCUGAUUUUCAUUCAUAAAGUGCGCGCGAUCGAGUGGCUCUGUGUGGGGAAAUUCGCGAGAUAAAGCGGCGUUGGACAGAGAGCUUCUCGCCUAGCUAGCGUGACUCGUAGUCCCGCAUCCGCCGAAACCAGCCUCCGGCAACCGCAACCGGUGGCAACCGAAACAAAAACAUCACAACGCAGCUAACCGAGUUGUACAUUUCUAUUAUACAAUGUAUUUAGAGCUCACGGUUAAUUAGUUAUUCAACAGCGAAGUUUUAGCUUAGUUGGUAGAGCAAGAGAAAAGUGAGACAACGGGGUUGGGGAAAAGGCCAAAGGCAGUGUUAUUUUUUCCACAAAUUAUCAUACAGCAGCAACAGAAGGUGUGUGUGUGUGUUUGUGUGCGCAAGUGUGCGAAAGAGCAGAGAUUUUCGAGCAUCGAGAGCAAUAGAUUAAUUAUUUCGUGGCCACGGCUGAAAUUACUGUUUGAAGUAUACAAAACAUCACAACGAGCGCAGUGGAGCAGCGAAAACAAUAAUAUUGUGCUGUUAAGUGUCUUUUUGCCGAAUGUAACAGUACUCACAACAGAGUGAGUGUUUGAAAGAAUCCGACCGACCGACCGAACGGCCAAUAUCGAAGAACCGUGAAAUGGAAGACGCGCAACAAACCUUGCGUUGAUGAAUUUUUGAUUGUUUUAGCCCUACGCGCGGAUGCUCAAGUUAAUAGCGAUUUGCGUAACGCAACAAUAACAUUGCAGUUGUUGUUGGUCGGGUCUGAAAAUAGUUCGCUGUCGAAGCAACGUAAAGUGUGAUCGCGCGGAGUGGUUGUGGCAAAAUUUGCACCUGAACGUGUUUCGUGAGAGCAAUGGGGAACAAGAUGGAGCAGUGGAAGUGGAAAACAUUCGCACUGUCAGUGCUAAUAUUGCUCCAAUCGUUUGGAUUCGGGAGCUGCUAUCUUAAGGAUUACAUCCACAAGCAGGAGGACAACGAAAUGAGAGAUAUUUUCGGGAGUUACACCAGUCGAGUCUGUAUUGGAACGAACGGUCGCAUGUCGGUGCCUUCGAAUCGCGAGUAUCACUACAAGAACCUGCGCGAUCGGUACACCAACUGCACAUACGUGGAUGGCAACCUGGAGAUCACCUGGAUCCAGAACUCGUCGUACGAUUUGGGCUUCCUGCAGCACAUUCGGGAGGUGACCGGCUAUGUGAUGAUCAGCCACGUGGACAUCCCGCAGGUUAUUCUGCCCCGGCUGCAGAUCAUCCGUGGCCGGACGACGUUCAAGCUGAACAAGUGGGAGGACGAGUUCGGGCUGUUCGUGUCGUUUUCCCAGAUGAACACGCUGGAGAUGCCCGCUUUGAGGGACAUUCUCAGCGGGUCGGUCGGUAUGUUCAAUAACUAUAACCUGUGUCACGUGAAGACUAUCAAUUGGGAGGAGGUGUUCUCCGAUCCUAGAGCCCACUAUCGGUACACGUUCAACUUCACAACCCCGGAGCGGAAUUGUCCGCCCUGUCACCACAGCUGCGAAGCGGGUUGCUGGGGCGAGGGAGCCCACAACUGUCAGAAGUUCAGCAAGCUGAACUGUUCUCCACAGUGCUCGCAGGGGCGCUGCUUCGGCUCGAAACCUCGCGAGUGUUGCCACCUUUUCUGCGCCGGAGGCUGCACUGGUCCUACCCAGAAAGACUGCUUAGCUUGUAAGAACUUUUACGACGAUGGCGUGUGCAAGCAGGAGUGUCCACCCAUGCAACGAUACAACCCAACCAACUACCUGUGGGAACCGAAUCCAGAGGGCAAAUACGCCUACGGAGCAACCUGUGUUCGCAACUGUCCGGAACAUUUGCUGAAGGAUAAUGGGGCGUGUGUCCGGACGUGUCCUCCAAACAAGAUGGCACAAAAUGGUGAGUGUGUCCCCUGUAACGGAGCAUGUCCGAAAACAUGCCAGGGAGAGGGUAUCGUCCACUCGGGGAACAUCGACAAAUACAAAGACUGCACUAUCAUCGAGGGUUCGCUAGAGAUACUGGAUCAAACGUUCGACGGGUAUCAGCAGGUGUUCUCGAACUUCUCGUUCGGUCCCCGGUACAUAAAGAUUCAUCCGGAUCGGUUGGAGGUGUUCUCAACGCUGAAGGAAAUCAGUGGCUUCAUCAACAUUCAGGGGUAUCAUGUGGAUUUUAAGAAUUUGUCGUACUUCAGGAAUCUGGAGGUAGUUGGCGGACGGCAGCUGAAGGAGAAUCUGUUCGCGUCCGUGUAUAUCGUGAAGACAUCGCUUCGUUCCCUUGAGCUGAAAUCUCUGAAACGGGUUAACUCGGGUGCGGUCGUCAUUCUGGAGAAUGAUCAACUUUGCUACGCCCAGGAAAUCGACUGGUCCAAAAUCAAGAAGUCUGCCGACCACGACAGUGUGAUUAUGUCGAACCGGAACACAACCCUUUGUCAUAAAGAAGGGAUGUUUUGUGAUGAGCAGUGUACCAGUGCCGGUUGCUGGGGUAAAGGACCGGAACAGUGUCUUGAGUGUGCAAACUUUGUCUACCAGGCUAAAUGUCUCGACAGCUGCAAGAGUCUACCAAAGAUCUACCAGGUCAAUUCGAAGACCUGCGGAGACUGUCACCAGGAAUGCUCGGAUUCGUGCUACGGCCCGAACGCUGACAAUUGUGGGUCAUGUGUGAACGUGAAGGACGGCAAGUUCUGUGUGUCGGAAUGUCCGAAAACCAAGUACGAUCUGAACGGAACCUGUGUUGCCUGUCACAAAACCUGCAUAGGUUGCAAUGGACCACGGGAUACCAUCGCGCCGAAUGGUUGCAUUUCGUGUGAUCGUGCUAUAAUGCGAGGCGAUGGAACCGUCGAGCGAUGUUUGAUGAAGGAUGAGCCUUGUCCAGACGGAUACUACAGCGAACGCGUCGAACAGGACGAGGGUCCUCUGAAGCAGCUCUCGGGCAAAUCUGUUUGCCGUAAGUGUCACCCACGUUGCAAGAAGUGCACCCAGUACGGAUUCCACGAGCAGGUAUGUCAGGAGUGUGCCAGCUACAAGCGGGGAGAGCAGUGUGAAGAUGAAUGCCCCGUGGAUCACUUCGUCAACGAGAACACCCGUGAGUGUUUGCCGUGUCAUUCGGAGUGUCGUGGCUGUCGGGCAGCGGGAGAAGACCAGUGCAAUGACUGCCGCAAUCUGAAACUCUACGAUGGCGAUCCGUUCGAUAACUCCACCGCUUUCAACUGCACCAGUGUUUGUCCACCAACCCACCCGUACAAGCACUUCCCGCUGGAAACCAGCAAGAUUGGUCCGUACUGUUCGGCUGAUCAGGUACAGAGUGGCUUCCGGCUGGAAGCCUCGACCACUCCGUUUGUCCUGCUGGUGGCUCUUGCGCUGGCGGUUUUAUUUGCGCUCGCUCUCUGCAUGAUCUACCUGUACUGCAAGCAGAAGAACAAGAAGGAUGCCGUCAAGAUGACUAUGGCGCUGGCUGGAUGCGAGGACUCGGAACCACUGCGACCGACCAACGUCGGGCCGAAUCUAACCAAGUUGAGGAUUAUCAAGGAAGCAGAACUGAGACGGGGUGGUUAUUUGGGGAUGGGUGCGUUCGGACGGGUUGUGAAAGGUGUUUGGAUGCCGGAAGGGGAGAGUGUUAAGAUUCCGGUUGCGAUCAAGGUGCUGAUGGAGAUGUCCGGGUCGGAAUCGAGCAAGGAGUUCCUGGAGGAGGCGUACAUUAUGGCUUCGGUUGAGCAUCCCAAUUUGGUGAAGCUGUUGGCGGUUUGUAUGACCUCGCAAAUGAUGCUGAUCACUCAGUUGAUGCCGCUGGGUUGUUUGUUGGACUAUGUUCGCAAUAACAAGGAUAAGAUUGGGUCGAAGGCUUUGCUGAACUGGUCGACGCAGAUCGCUCGUGGUAUGUCGUAUUUGGAGGAACGUCGACUGGUGCAUCGUGAUCUGGCGGCGCGUAAUGUGCUGGUUCAGACGCCUUCUUGCGUUAAGAUAACCGAUUUCGGGUUGGCCAAACUGCUGGACUACGAUUCGGAUGAGUAUCGUGCAGCCGGAGGAAAGAUGCCCAUCAAGUGGUUAGCUUUGGAGUGCAUUCGCCAUCGUGUGUUCACAAGCAAGAGUGACGUUUGGGCGUUCGGUGUCACAAUCUGGGAGUUGAUGACGUACGGUACGAGACCGUAUGAGAAUGUUCCUGCCAAAGAUGUUCCUGAACAGAUUGAAAGCGGAGAUAGACUUCCUCAGCCGGAUAUCUGUUCACUGGAUGUCUACUGCAUUCUGCUGUCCUGCUGGGUUCUGGAUGCUGAUGCACGACCAACGUUCAAGACUCUAGCGGAAACCUUUGCGGAAAUGGCACGAGAUCCGGGCCGAUACCUGAUGAUUCCCGGAGAUAAAUUCAUGAGACUGCCCUCGUACACCAACCAGGAUGAGAAAGACCUCAUCCGUACACUUGCUCCGGCCGCUGAAGUUCCCGGAACUAUUGUCGAGGCCGAGGAAUACCUUCAGCCGAAAACGAGACCUGCGAUGAUGAUUCCACAUCCCUCGAUGGAAGCAAACGGCGAAGUGUCCAAGGCUAUGAUGUACUGCAAAGACCCGCACAAGAACAACGACGAAACGGACAGCAAAGCCCGCGAAGUUGGUGUUGGAGACAUCCGACUGAAUCUGCCUCUGGACGAGGAUGACUACCUGAUGCCAACUUGCCAAAGUCAAGCACCGUCGGUUCCCGGUUACAUGGAUUUGAUCGGUGUACCCGCAAGUGUGGACAAUCCAGAGUACCUGAUGGGAUCGGCCGGAAGCAAUCUGAGCAAUGGCCUUCCAACUCCGCCUCCACCGGGGGUGAUGCAAUGCGCCAACAACAACCCUGUUCCAAACUGCCCUGUGAAUAGCAGUAUACCUUCCAUGAUGCACAAGAGCACCGUUAGAGUUAGCACCGCCAGCCCCGGCACCACUAUUAACAACAACACCGUAGCCACCAACGCCAACAAGGGCGAAGCCAUACAGUUACAGCAUACGACGCUCCACGAGCCCCAGGCAGCGCCACCAACGCAAACGCUUGGUAUUCCGCUCUCCCCGACGGAGACGGAGACCACUUCCGAGCAUGAAUACUACAACGAUCUUCAACGAGAGCUGCUGCCACUGCACCGGAACGAGACCACGGUUUAACUCGGGGUGACUGAAGGGUGACUAACUACCUUUUUGUACAGAACUGAUCUUCCAUUUUUUAUAUCAUAACUAUACUAUAUCAAUUUAGUGGGAAUUUUAGGAGAUUUUCAGAUGCAUCGAGUAAAACCCUAUUGAAGAUAGCAAUUCUUUUUUACAUAUACGGAAAGUUCAAAUUGUUCUUAUCAUAAGUGCCUUUAAACGUUAGCGUAAUGGACGGAUUUCGCACCAACUCGACCAGAUGUUGACAUGAUCUAAUUAAGCAGCUUGGCAUAUUUAGUUUUCCGAAAAUUUAUCUAGACUAACAUUUGGAAAAUAACUGAGCCUGUAAAAAUAAAGGAAUUAAUAAAAAAAAAACAUUUGGAAAGGGCUUUGGUCAUUUUUUUAAAUUUUUUUUCACUCGAAUGUGUCAAGUCCUACAAAAAAGUGAUCAAUGGAAGAGUUUGAGGAAUAUAAUUGAAUAUUCAGACAAAAAUACUGAAAAAAUAUUUUUUUUAAAUUCUACACUGAAAAAACAGGAAGUGGGUUAUAUCUAUGGUAUAACCGCAAGGGUGACGUAGGACUAUCGUUGAUUUAGAGAUCAUUUGUAUGAAGUUGAAUCUGAAUUCAUUCUGAAUGAAUGAAUAUUUGGAGAACUUCGAAAACGAGAGCGUUACGUUGGAGGCACAAGGUUUUAUGCAUCCAAUAUUGGAUACGGAAAUAUCCUACUGAUGGGGAAGAAUAAUCUUCAGAAGCUAUCCUGUUGAUUGAAAAACCACAAAACCAAAUGUAUUUGGUCACAGUGUUACAUGGAUAGAAAACAUUCAAUUAAACUCUUUCACAUGAAUAUAUUUUGAAAAUUUCCAAAGGAACUGGCAGAUUAUUUUCAGUAACGAUUAGAUAUUUCCACAUUUUCCUCGAUACUGGAAGCCCACCAGUGGUUAAUGCCAACUCGAUAACCACCUGUUAAUAGCACUUGAUUGAAACAUAUUUGGUCACAGUGUAACAUGGAUAGAAAACAUUCAAUUAAACUCUUUCACAUGAAUAUAUUUUGAAAAUUCCCAGAGGAACUGGCAGAUUAUUUUCAGUAACGAUUAGUUAUUUCCACAUUUUCCUCGAUACUGGAAGCCCACCAGUGGUUAAUGCCAACUCGAUAACCACCUGUUAAUAGCCGCGCGUGUAUGUGUGUGUAGCGAUGUCUUCCCAGGGAACCGUUUGUGGCAUCACUCUCCUCCUGAUAGAUUCCCUACUGGCCUAGGGUGCACAAACAGGCUCUUGGUGACACCGUUCAUCCGCGCUUUCAUGAUAAAUAAAGAGCUUCACCGCAACAGCGACAACAUGCUCCAAUCGCUGUUCAAUUAGAACUGAGUGGAUUUCCGAACGCCGCUCGCUUAUAUACCGAUUGGUGAUUUCAAUAGCCUGAUUUGAAAGCAAUUUUAAGACUAUUGAAACAAGUUUUUGGAUCAAAAAGUAACAAGUAUAUAACGCGUAGACAUUUUAUCUUUCGAAUGAAGUGUUUAUCAUACCAUUUCGUUCAGUUGUUUAGGAGCUAUUAACGCUCAAAAUCUCGGUCUCCGGCGUAACGCUUUCGUUUUCGAAACUUUGAUUUUACACCCCGGUAUAGAAAUGAAAGACGUAGUCCUACGUCAAAAAUCGAUUUCAAAAACUAAAAGUCGAUUUUUUCAAAAUGGUCAUCUCAGAUUUUGAUGAAAUGGUAGAUAAAUGGGAGAUAAAUAUGUGCCCUACAACUCUUCCAUACAUUGCAACUUGUGCAUAUUUAAGGCGAAAAAUUUUUUCUAACAAAUCAAGAGAUUUUUGGCAGAUGGCUAUUGAUUGAGAGUUGUCGUUGCUCUCCGAAUUGAAACAUAUUGUAUUUGACUACAAAAACAAGCUGAAAACUGUACUUUAGCAUCCAAGGAUCACCAUAAAUUCAUUUUUACCUGUUAUUGAGUUUUUUUUUAUAGCUGUACAAUUAAAAAUAGAAAAUUUUCAAGAAAAAAUCUUCAAAAAGUUUUUAUUAGGAAGACUUUUUUACUUAAAUAUGCCCAAAUCAAAAAACAGGUCACGUUUUUAUGAAAUAAAGUUAAGUUAACGUUAAUAACUAUUUUCACUGUGAACGAAUUCUCGUGAUUUGCAUACCAAUCGAUUCGGAAAUUCUCUAAGAUUUGUUUGAUGUGCUAUACAUUACAAUUCGCUAAUCUCUGAACGGUUUAAAUUCAUGAAAACUGGAAGAACAUCCUUUUUUCCCAUACAUUUGUUCUACCGAUUUGUGUGCUAAGUCUACUCGUAUUUCGAAUGCUUAUAACUCGAACGUUUAAUUGAUAGAAAAUAUUUCACAGUUGAUAAAAAGUUAUUUUUCAUGAGAUGAACAAUUGAAUAACUGUAAAAUGUCAAGCGUUAUCUAAAUGCCAUAACCGCCAAGUGCUGAUUAACCCGAUUUACGGUUUCCCCAACACAGACUUCCAAAUCGAUGUACCUGUGAAAAUCCGCUUUGUAAAUAUACAUUCAAGUCGGGGGUAUUUUUUUCCCACUGAGCUGUAUUUCCCUAACAUGGACUUCAAAAUUAAUGUGCCUGGGUGAAUCCGCUUUACAAAUACAUGAUAGUCGGGGGUAUUUGUUGGUGCUGAGUACCUUUGUACUCGCUUGUCGUUGGGCAGACCGGAAUAUGUUUCCGUAAAACGUCAUUUCAGAUACUAGAGGUAAAUGAGCUUUCGCGGAUCGAGAACUACGUAAACAUGAGAUGUGCAAUAAUUUCAGAGGAAAAUGUAAAAUACAAUGAUCGUUUGACAAUUCUUCUGUUCACAUAUUUUGGUAGUCCUGGGCAUAAUAUCAAACGUAAAAGGACGUCCAUCAAAUUGAUUUGUAACGAAGAACAUAAUUUAUUACAAAAAAUUCGAUGCAUUCUUAAAUAAUAUUCGAAGUGGUAAACAAGUGUAUUGCAUAAUGUAAUUGCGUAGAAAAUAUGCGGUCGUGUUCUAGAUACAACCCCUUAAAAAAAAUUUCAGUAUAGAAUUUCAAAAAAUAUUUUUUUCAGUACUUUUUCUGAACAUUCAAUUAUUUUCCUCAAACUCUUCCAUAGAUCACUUUUUUGUAGGACUUACUAUUUUCGAAUAAAAAAUUUAUUAAAAAAUUACCAAAAAUAUUUAGCCCUUCACAUAUGUUAGUCUAGACAAAUUUUCGGAAAACUAAGUAUACCAGGUUGCUUAAUUAGGUAAGGUCUUCCCGUUCAGAAAGUUUCAUUAAGUUCUGAGAGGGUCAUGCCAAUCUCAUAGACGAGUUGGCGCGAAAUCCGUCAAAAGUAGGUGAUAGUGUGUGCAGGAGGGAGAGAUCAAAACAAGCGUGCCUUUAUCAAAAAGUGGUCAUCUGUUCGGGUGCUCCUCUGCCCAGUGCCCAGGAUUCCUCAAGCUACACAGAUGACCGCUUUAUAUGUUGUAUAUAAUUAUAUUAUAGCAGAAAGUGAACAUAUUUAAACUGAUACAUAGUAGUUAGUAGCGGAUAUCUAGUACUUAAGUAUCUUGUUUGUUAAGCUAGUAGGACGACUUCGGAAGAAAAAAUCUGAACGAAAGAGUGUGAGAUAAGUACAACAACGCAGAGAAGAAAAAAUGAAACUUUUUGGAGAUGUUGACGUUGCCCGCAAAAAGGGUCUCAGCAGACCUGGUGAUGUCAAACACAGUUGGAGUCAGAAUGUUUAGAUUGGUCAUGAAAUCCCUAUCGAAAAAAAAGUAUCAUGAAAAUUUGAAACAUUUACUGAAUUUCAUUGAAUUACCUGUGAUAUUACUUUUAAACGAGCGUCAAAUUUAUAUAACUAAGCUUUCUUCAAAGACUAUGGUUCAAAAAAAAAAAGAAAAGAGCAAUAGCAAUCCAACUGAUAUAUAGGAAACGUUUCGAUUUCAUACAAAAGUAACAAGUUUUAACGAUAACAACGCAAUGAUAAUAUGUUCAGAAAACAACGACGAAUACGCACUUAAUACUACCAGCUAAUCGAAUAGUUAAACCGCAGUUAGACACUAGAGCAGCAGCAGCACUAUUUUUGGAAUCUCUCCUCAGCGAUUUUUUUUUCUUGUAAACUGUUAAUCUGUUUUGCUUUGGCCGCGUACUAUUCAUAUGAAUUUUUGUUUUAAAACGUAACCUGCUGUAAAUAUAGGCGAAUAUCUGCAUAUUUGUGUGUGUAUGUGUGUACAUAGCCAGCUGUUAUGCCCUACUUAAGCCUUCUACGGUCCUGGAGCGCACGUGAGACAAUCAUCCCCCCAUCUCCCCAUCCUCCACUUGAAAUAUGGUUAUCAUUGAAACUUAUUACUCCCCCCCCCCCACGACGUCGCGUAUCAACAGUGGCAAAAGUAGAAGCUAGUGAUUAGGUUUAUAUUUGUGGUGUAGUUUUUUGAGUAGGACAAAAACCGGGAGAAAAAAGAAUACUGGAAGUGUUAAAUUGUGCCAUGUUUCGUGCAUGAGAAAAACGGAAACCGCUUUUAAGAAGCAUUUCAGCUAAAUCUUUUAUGGUUUGAUAAAGGAAAAAAAUUGACGGCGGUGUGUAUGUGUAGGAUAUAUGUGUAGAAGAAAUUAAAUAAAAAACAAAUAAAAAAAACAACGGAAAGGCUAUACGAAUUAGGAUUGGGCGAUCCCGGAUCGAUUCUCAAACAAUCGAUCUUUUCCAUUCCGAUUUCCGAUUUUUUGGAUCGAUCUUUUGUACUCGAGAAAAUCGAGAAAAUCGAUUUUCUGCUUUCGAUCUUUUCGAUCUUUUUGUAGAUUUGUUUUUCAGUGUUCAUCGAUUUUUUAUCUCACCAAAGGCCAGCUAACAUUUCUUUUAAACAUAAUGUCAGCAUUUGGAUCGCUUCUUCUACGAUUUACUUCAGUACAAAUGCUGACAGAGACAGAACUAAUGGAAGCUACAUAGGGGAUGAACUGUAACAGGCUGCGCGUAGGAUCAAUGAACCUGAUGUUGACAUUAAUUACUGGCGAAAGGUUGUUUUUUAGAUCUGGCGCCAAAAUCGAGAAUCGUAUGGCACGAUUGGCUUUUAUGGGAUCAUUGUUAGCUAAGUUCUGGGCUGUUGUUCAAUUUCUAAUGAUACUUUUUCGAUUAAUUCAUCAAAUAAAACAACUACCUGACGGCGCAAGAUGAAUUCCCUGUAGCUGUGGCCUUCAUGCUGUGGAACAAGAGGAAAUGCUUUUGAUAUUUGAAUAGAAAUAUGAAAUUUGUAUUCCCUGUUUAAAGAAACGACAGUAUUCAUAUAGGAUAAGCAUAUAAAUCGAAACAAGCUUCUAAUUUUUCAAAAAUCGAUUCAGCAAAGAUCGAUUCUUUGGUACUGAUUUAAUCAGUGGAUCGAUCCCUACGCUGUUUGGAAAAUCGAUUCAAUAAGAUCGAUCUUUUUAUAAAGAUCGCCCAAUCCUAAUACGAAUAGUAGAUGUAGGAUGGGCGCUUUGUUUAGCCCCCAGUUGAGCGAUGUAUUGAAGAACCAUUUGUUGAACAUUUUAAGUUAUAUAUGUAUUUUAAAAACUUGAAUAAAGGUGAACUAUUCAAAACAA